AGGAUGCAGAAGGGGAAGCAGGCUCUGCAAGCCACUGCUGCUGCUGCUGCUGCCCCCGCUGCCACCGCCUGCUGCUGCUGCCCCAGGCAGCUCCUCUACCACCUGGAAGUCAGGCCACCCUGGCUAUGGCCAAGGUUGGGGGUCGCACAGCCUGCUUCGUCCUGCUAGCCUUGGUGGUCCUGGUGGCCAUCAUUGUGUUUGCCAGCCUUCUGGCCCCACAAAGCAAGUGCCUGGGGAGAAGCUAUCCCACCGCUGCUGUAGCAGCUGACACCAAAAGCUGCUCGGACAUUGGCAGGGAUAUCCUUAAGGGCGAUGGCUCCCCCGUGGACGCGGCCAUCGCUGCCCUGGUCUGCACCUCUGUGCUCAACCCUCAGAGCAUGGGCCUGGGAGGCGGGGUCAUCUUCACCAUCUACAAUGCCAGCACAGGAGAGAUAGAAGUGAUCAACGCUCGGGAAACCGUGCCCCAGAUGAUCCCCCUGACUCUGCAGGAGCGCUGUGAGAAAGACAUGCCACUGGGACAAGGGGCCUAUUGGAUCGGAGUCCCAGGAGAGCUCCGAGGUUACCAGCUAGCACACCAGCGCCAUGGCCGCUUGCCAUGGGCCCAGCUGUUCAAGCCCACCAUCCGCCUCCUCCAGGAGGGCCUCCGAGUCCCCAGGGUCCUGAACUUGUUUCUCAACAGCCCUCUUACCCAGGCCAUAAAUAGGUCCUCUCUUCGUCACGUCUUCUUCAAUGGAAAGAAGCCCUUGGCCGAGGGCGAGCCUCUGCUGUGGCCGGCUCUGGAGCACACCCUGGACGCUGUGGCCGAGAAGGGCGCCGAUGAGUUCUACAAGGGUGCUCUGGCUGAGGACCUUCUGGCUGACCUCGCCAUGGAAGGGAGCGUACUAACCAAGGAGGAUCUGGCCAGCUUCCAGGCCGAGGUGGUCAAGCCUCUGACCCUGAGCUUGGGGGACUACACUCUGUACUCGCCCCCACCCCCCGCAGGAGGAGCCGUACUCAGCUUUGUCCUCAAUGUGCUCAAAGGUUUUCAAUUCCCCCAGGACGCCCUGGCCCAGCUCCAGGGGAAGGUCAACACUUACCACCGAGUGUUGGAGACCCUGAAGUUUGCCAGUGGACUCAAAUGGAAGCUGCGGGAUCCUCGAAGCUACCCAGAGCCCCCGGAUGUGUACCUGGACCUACUGACCGAGGAGCUAGCCCAGAAGGUCCGGGACCUGAUUGGCCCCCAGGGCAACCACACACCCAGCUACUACAAUCUCAGCUUGACCAGCAUGGGGGGACAGGAGAUGGGUACCUCCCAUGUGGCCAUCUUGGGCCCGGAUGGCAGUGCCGUGUCUGCCACCAGCACCAUCAACGCACCGUUUGGCUCCAUGGUGUACUCUCCAAAGACUGGCCUCAUUCUCAACAACCAACUACUGGACCUCUGCUGGAGGACAGCUCCAGGCUCCAGCAAGCUGCUGGAUCCAGUUCCAGGGGAAAGGCCCCCCUCCUCCAUGGUACCAUCCAUCCUGAUCUCCAAAGAUCAGAAGUCCAAGCUGGUGAUUGGAGGCUCUGGAGGGCAAUUGAUCCUUCCAGCCACAGCCUUGGCCAUCAUGAACAACCUGUGGUUUGGUCUGGAUCUACAUGAAGCCAUCAAAGCAAAGAUCCUCUAUGUGAGUCCCACAACCAAGGCUCUGUUUGAGCCAGGCUUUGACAAGGAAGUCCAGGAUGGGCUCAUUAACCGUGGACAUGAGUAUGAAAACUUCUCCUUCUGGCUGAACGUGGUGCAGGCCGUGGCCAGAGACAGGCUGGGCUGCAUUUAUGCCGAAUCAGAUGAGAGGAAGCUGGGGGAGGCAGCUGGCUACUGAGCCAGGGCUAGACCCCACCCAUGCUCACCUUGCCAGCUCUUCCACAUCAGAGUCAACAAGCAUGCCGUCCCAGAGACCUGGCCCACCAGGCAGCAAGAAGCCAGCUGUGGCACCAGCAGUCAUGGCGCUUCCUUGGGUCUGUCUGCCUGUUCCACCAGCUCAGGAGCCAUCAGACUGGGGCUGCAGCGGUCAGCAGGGCUUACCCAGAGCGGUGACAGCUGGGGGGCCAGAGUCUUUUCCUCCUCCCCCUCCCUGGACCUGGUGGGUGUGACAUUCACUUCCUGAGCUGGAUUUUUAGAGAAAGAUAAGAAAGAAGGAGGGGUGAUGUCAACCAUCCCUGUAUAUCCUUGGGAGUGGCUGGGACCUUGGGCUAGCAGAACUGGGCCAAUGAAGUCCAAGGCUAGGACCAGCCUGGUCUAAAUUUGGGAGGCCUCCCCUCAGGGGGCUGCCAUUCUUGGAGAGUCCCCAGCUGCCCUGGCUCAUGGACCACGGGUCACAGCAGGGUGGCCAUGCCCAGAGGCUCAUAUUUGUCAUAUCUACUCAGUCUUCAACAUUGAUUAAGGACCUUGA
This is a messenger RNA of Trichosurus vulpecula (common brushtail), 2411 nucleotides long. RefSeq names its product gamma-glutamyltransferase 5 (gene GGT5). The record is from RefSeq and is a predicted model, not a curated record. Gene Ontology annotation, cellular component: plasma membrane. Lineage: Eukaryota; Metazoa; Chordata; Mammalia; Diprotodontia; Phalangeridae. Gene Ontology annotation, molecular function: leukotriene-C(4) hydrolase activity; glutathione gamma-glutamate hydrolase. The coding region runs from base 126 to 1841 and encodes 571 amino acids. The transcript is spliced from 13 exons. Gene Ontology annotation, biological process: glutathione catabolic process; inflammatory response; leukotriene D4 biosynthetic process.